Molecule: messenger RNA, 990 nt
Organism: Myripristis murdjan (pinecone soldierfish)
Lineage: Eukaryota; Metazoa; Chordata; Actinopteri; Holocentriformes; Holocentridae
Gene: ch25hl1.1
Product: cholesterol 25-hydroxylase like 1, tandem duplicate 1
Exons: 1
Coding region: 22-846 (274 amino acids)
Biological process (GO): lipid biosynthetic process
Molecular function (GO): oxidoreductase activity; iron ion binding
Source: RefSeq, a predicted model, not a curated record
CUCUAGUGGUACUGUACCAAGAUGAUGAACAUCAGUGACCUGCCUCUGCAGCUCCUGCCCUCCAGGUCCUCAGAUCGACUGCUGCAGCCUCUCUGGGACUAUUUGCUUUUUCAUCACCUACCCCUCAUCUCGUCUCCCUUCUUCCCUGUCCUGCUCGCCUUCUCCAGUUAUUUCUUCUUCAGUUUACCCUUCACUGUGUUAGACCUCUUGGGAGAAAGGCUGCCUUCGUUCCAUAAAUACAAGAUCCAGCAGGGCAGGCGUCCGACAUUGGGAAUGAUGGCCAAGAGCUUCAUGAAGGCUGUGUACAACCACUUGUUUUUUGUUCUGCCAGCUGUAAUGAUUGGUAUGUUCAUUCUGCCCGCACCAGUGCUGCCACAUGAUGCUCCAACUGUGUAUGAGGUGUUCGUUGAUGGACUGGCUGCACUUCUCCUCUUUGACACUCAGUACUACAUUUGGCAUUUCAUACACCACAAGAAUGCGCAGCUCUACAGGUGGAUUCAUGCCAUUCACCACGAAUACAUCGCACCUUUCUCUUGGUCCACAGAGCAGCUCAGCAUCCCAGAGCUGAUGACUGUAGGAUUCUGGAGCAACCUGGACCCGAUUCUCUUAAGAUGUCACCCAUUUACCACUUGGUGUGUCACAGUGUUCAGCAUCUGGAUGUCUGUAGAGGACCACAUAGGCUAUGACCUGCCGUGGACCCUCAACCGCCUAGUGCCAUUUGGUCUGCUGGGAGGAGCACCAGCUCACGACAUACACCACCAGAAGCCUAGCAGUAAUUUUGCUCCUUUCUUCAGCCACUGGGACCGGAUCUUUGGUACCAAUGUCCCUCUGCAGAGAAAACUGUAAAGAAAUAUUAAAUGCGAGCAAAGAGCGAGUAAAUUAAAUGUUGUAAAUAUGUUAAGUGGUGAACUGUUUCUUUGUGUAAUGUUGAACAUAAAUAUAUUUUUCUGGCUUUUCAUUCAAUAAAAUGACUGUACUUGUUAAGACUUA